AUGGGUAAACAAGCCCCAAUUAAGACCUGUCCUUGCUGUCAAGGAGAACAUAGGCUUUCAGACUGUGCAAAUUUCAAGGGAAGGGACUUACCCGGCCGUUGGCGACUGGUAAAGGAGAAGAGAUUGUGUCAUAUAUGCCUUAGGCCAGGACAUAUGAGGGACAGAUGCCAUACAACCAUUUUUGUAACUGCAAAAGUGAGCGAAAACACCACACCUUGUUACAUAACCCCCCUAGAGCUAAAGAUGACCCUCCCAAAGAACUUAACUCGAGCGCAGGGGAGGGGACGACCGAGGGACCCCCUAGAAGAGACCAUGCUCAGGGCACCCGGGGUGGGGAGCCACACAGGCAAACCGAGCAAUACGCAACAUUUUCUGAAAGAGCCACAAAAACGGUGUUACUACAUGUUGUACCAGUUAAAUUGAUUGCCCCAAAUGGGAACUCUCUGACAACGUAUGGGCUACUGGAUAAUGGCUCAAGAGGAACUAUGAUAAGCUCGGAGGUUUCAGCGAAACUCGAACUUAAAGGUCAUACUGAGGAAAUAUCCAUCACCACCAUGAUGGGAAGUAGUAAGGAACAGAUAGAGGUUGUGGAGUUUGAACUGCAACACGCAAGUGGUGAAGGGGAUAGAAUUCCCGUAACUGAGGGUUUGGUAACGAAGAAAUUCAAUGUCAACGAAAAGUGUCUUCCUAAAGAUAUUGACAGAGAGGCACACCCGCAUCUGAGGGAUAUUGAGAUUCCCUCGGUAGACAUGCCUAAGGUUUCGGUUCUGAUAGGAAAGGACGUUGGCUAUGCGCAUGAGGUGUUUGAAGUGCGUAGACCAGCGACGAAAGCCAGUGAUUUGAAGGCUUUGAGAGGUCCUCUUGGAUGGGUAAUUACAGGAACCCUUCAAGGGGAGACCUCAUGCAAGGAAGUAAACCUGAACUUUGCUGAUUAUAAGAAAGAACUUCAGCAUCAGAUUGAGCGGUUCUGGGAUUUGGAGAGUUUCGGUACAAAGAGUGUUGGUACGGACAAGGGAUCCCCAAGUUUUAUAUCGCACCAUCUGUCCAGGGAAGACAGGAAGGCUAUCGAUAAGUUGGAGAAGACCAUUACUAAGCGUGAUGGUCACUAUGAAACAGGCCUCCUGUGGCGGGAUGAUGAUGUGACCCUACCUAAUAACCGGAAUGAAGCCGAUAAAAGACUGAAUAGUCUGAAGCGUAAGUUUUCACGAGAGCCUGGAUUGGAGGAGAAGUAUCGAGCAGCCAUGGAGAAGUAUAUCACUAAAGGGCAUGCACGCAAACUCAGCCCAGAAGAAGCACAAGAGACUGGACCGAGAACUUGGUACUUACCUCAUUUUGCAGUGACGAAUAUCAACAAACCUGGUAAGCUGAGGAUAAUUUUUGAUGCUGCAUCAGAGUACCAAGGUACUUCGUUGAAUAAGAACUUGUUACAUGGACCUGAUUGUACAAACAGCCUGACUGGGGUGCUCCUACGGUUCAGGGAGGACAAUGUUGCAUUGGUAGCUGAUAUAGAAGGGAUGUUCCUUCAGGUCGGAGUUAGAGAAGAAGACCAAGAUUCUCUGCGAUUUCUUUGGUGGGACAAAAGCUCUGAUGACCCUCCCGAAGAAUAUGCCAUGAACGUGCAUGUCUUUGGGGCAACCGACUCGCCUUGUGCAGCCAACUGGACACUCAAGAAAACUACAACUGACAAUGCUGGUGACUUUGGAGAUACCACCAUCGAAACUGUCCUGCAUAAUUUUUAUGUGGAUGAUGUACUAAAAAGCGUAGGCACGAGUGCGAGUGCAGUCACGCUUGCGAACGAGUUAACCGAACUUUGUGGUAGAGGAGGGUUCAACCUCACAAAGUUUAUGAGUAACAGUAGGGAGGUCCUUGCUGAAGUGCCUAUCGAGAAGAGGGCAGCACCAACGCUUGAUUUAGAUCUUGAUGAACUCCCAGUCGAGCGGGCACUUGGAGUUAGAUGGAACGUGGAGACAGACACCUUCGGGUUCAAGGUGAGCAACACUGAGAAGGCUGAUACUAUGAGAGGAGUACUAUCGACAAUCAGCUCUGUCUUUGACCCUUUGAACUUUGCUGCACCAGUGAUAAUGCGUGGCAAGCAGAUCAUGCAAGCCCUAUGGAGGCGGAAGGCACCAUGGGACGAGCCGCUCAGUGGAGACAUUCUGCGUCAGUGGCAGACAUGGAAAAGGGAACUUGUACGGCUUGAAGAUUUGUCCAUCCCCCGAUGCUACUUCAGCAGGCCAGACCAUGAAGGUGUUGGACUACAACUCCAUCACUUUAGUGAUGCCUCGGAGGCAGGAUACGGGUCAGUAAGCUACUUACGAAUCGAGUACCCGGACGGAAUGGUGGAGUGUGCUUUCGUCGCCGGAAAGUCAAGGAAUGCACCUAUUAAAGGCUCAACCAUCCCAAGGCUGGAGCUACAAAGAGCCCUACUGGCAACACGGGUGGACCAAGCAGUUCGCCGAGAACUGGACCUGAAGCCUGACAGAGUAGUGUUUUGGACUGAUUCGAUGAUAACACUUAACUAUAUCAAUAAUGAAACCCGCAGAUUCCAGACGUAUGUAGCCAACAGGGUUACAGAGAUUCGCGAAGCGACUAAUCCUGACCAAUGGCGACACUGUCCGGGAAAACUAAAUCCUUCCGACGAAGUAAGUCGAGGUCUAACCAUAGAUGAGUUUCUCCGGGAUGAGCGAUGGCUUAAUGGUCCGAGUUUCUUGAGAGAGUCAGAAGAUCAAUGGCCAGAUAAUAAAUUUGAUGCCCUGUCUGAAGAAAGUCUGGAGAUAAAGAAAGAAGUGUUCUUCACUGACCUGGAGCCAGGAGAUGGCCUGGAAAAGCUUCUAACCGACACUUCUGAUUGGAUGAAGACCAUUCGAAAGGUUGCGUGGGUAAUGAAGUUUGUGGAGUGGUUGAAGACAAGAAAGCAUGCAAAGCCUACUGAAAAGACACCUGGAGAGUCAGAGAACAAGCUAAGUCCAGACGACAUAGAACGCGCCAAGCGACGAAUAGCUGUACUAGUACAGCGGGAAAGUUUCCCUGAAGAAGUGAAGGCUCUGAAGGCAGGAAAGGAGGUGAAUGUUGCUAGUGCUAUCUUGAAGCUUAAGCCGGUCAUGAAAGGCGAUGAAGUUAUGAGAGUUGGAGGAAGGAUCUCGAUGGCACCGAUGAGUGAUGAUGCCAAGAAUCCCAUGAUAUUGCCGAAACAGAGUCAUAUCACUACUAUCUUGAUCCGCCACCUACACGAAAGCAACGGUCAUUGUGGCGUGGAACAAGUACUAUCCCUGCUGAGAGAGCAGUUUUGGAUUGUGAAAGCGAGAGUGGCCAUCAAGGCUGUUCUUGGAAGAUGCAUUCAUUGUCGCAAGCAAAGAAGAACUACUUUGAAGCAAGAGAUGGGAGAUCUACCUAGAAUUCGGAUGAUCCCUUACGAGCCACCCUUUACGUAUACAGGUAUUGACUAUUUUGGACCGCUAUAUGUUAAGCGGGGAAGAGGAAGAGUGACUGAGAAGCGCUGGGGAGCUAUCUUUGUUUGCAUGAACUCCCGAGCAGUUCAUCUCGAGUUAGCUAAGUCGCUAGAGACGGAUGAUUUCAUACUCGCUCUGAUGAGGUUCCUGAAUCGCAGGGGCCAUGUUGUGGAACUGUGGUCGGAUAACGGGUCCAAUUUUGUGGGAGCUGAUCGGGAGAUACGUGAACAUCUGGAAGGAAUGGAUCAUGACAAGAUCGGACGUGAGUGUUCUGCGAAAGGAUGCAAGUGGAUCUUUAAUCCACCUGGAGCCACCCACAUGUCAGGCGUGUGGGAGAGGAUGGUGAGAGUCGUCAAGCGAAGUCUGAAGGCGAUCCUGGGGAAGAACCCCCUCAACGAUGAAGUGCUGACCACCGUGUUUACUGAGGCAGAACGUAUCGCGAAUUCAAGACCGCUAACCCGGAAUCCAGAGAAUCCUGAUGAUGAGGAUCCUCUUACGCCCAAUCACUUUCUGAACGUGCGACCUACGAUGAAUCUUCCUACGGAUACGGAUGAACGGGCAGAUAAGUACAGUCGGAAGCGGUGGAGACAAGCGCAAUUACUUGCUAACCACUACUGGCGUCGCUGGUUGAAAGAGUACAUUCCUUCCUUGCAAGUUCGAAGCAAGUGGAACAGGAAACAGCGAAACCUACACGUCGGAGAUAUAGUGCUCGUUGCGGACGACAACGUUGGACGAAACAACUGGCCUCUUGCGCGCGUGAUUAAUGUGUUUCCUGGCGUGGAUGGAUUGGUAAGGAGUGCAGAGGUGCGCGGUAAAGGGACGACCUACAAGCGCCCGGUAACCAAGUUGUGUCUGCUGGAAGCCGAGGAUGAGGAUGUCUAGAUACGGAUCGGAUUGGAGACUCAAGGGACAGACGUAGAUAGUGUAAUAUAGAACGGACAUUAGCGUUAUGACAAUACGUUUAUAGUUAUGAACCUCCUCCGCAGGAGUUCAUGGGGGGCGGGAUGUUGUCGCCAUUAUCCGGGCUCCCUGUGUUAGAGACCUGGUUCCGAGCUUUGCGCGGUCGCAUAGCCUCGUGCAAAACGUUUUCAGUUCGUCGAGAAUUUCCUGGAGUUUUUUAUUGGAGUUUUUGACCUGAAUCUAAUGAAUAUUGUAUGGAUUUGUUUUUGGAUGGAUUCCGCACCCGUCGAAUCUCGUGGUAAUUCGUGAUAAUUUUGAAGUUGAAACUCGUGUAGAACUUUACCCGUGAAUAUCGACAAGUGGAAAAUAAAAGUUGUGUUCAUAUCCA
Molecule: messenger RNA, 4737 nt
Organism: Nematostella vectensis (starlet sea anemone)
Lineage: Eukaryota; Metazoa; Cnidaria; Anthozoa; Actiniaria; Edwardsiidae
Exons: 2
Coding region: 165-4331 (1388 amino acids)
Biological process (GO): DNA integration
Molecular function (GO): nucleic acid binding
Source: RefSeq, a predicted model, not a curated record